AUGUUUGAUCCUGUCUUCUCUGAUACUCCCCUUCUUCCAGUGCCCCCCUCUUAUCUCCUGAUAAGACAUAUCGUGUAGAGACACUGCACAUGCUCAGUUUGAUGUGUAUUGCUAGAGAGAGUGCAUGUGAUCAGCACAAGGCCAAUCAGCACUGCCAAGACAGAGUUCAAGGGUUCUGCAUCCUCACAGAGAAAACUCCUACUACAAGCAUUAACCAGUGCUCUGCUGAACACUGAUAAAAGUCAGAUGACUGCUCUAACUGCUGAUGAGAAAAGGGAUUUAGCUGUUUAUAUUUACUAA
Staurois parvus is the source of this 300-nucleotide messenger RNA. Lineage: Eukaryota; Metazoa; Chordata; Amphibia; Anura; Ranidae. The record is from the annotation of a GenBank genome assembly.